AGGCUGUGGGGACGGCUGGUGAGCAACGCUGUGAUGGCCGCAGUACCGAGGCAUCCCUUCUGGUUGGAGGUGCUACGGGAGAUCUUUCAGCGCAGCUGCGGCACGGACCCGGUGCAGUGCACGGGCCCUCGCCUGCUGGACGCCGUGAGCCUCAGAUUUCUGCGGGGCGGAGGCUCCUUGAGCGCUGUGGCGCGCCUGCCCUUCGACUACUUCUCCCCCCACCUGGCGCGGUGGAACGCUGGCGCAAUGACCACCUCCUGCCGGGAUCUGGCGGGAGACAUUGAGCCCCUCUUGCCGGAGCACCGAGAGGUGCUGCUCUUCGCUUGCAGAGGCCUGGAGCGGGCCUUGCAGAACGAUGCGGCCCUGCAGAGCGAAAGGACCUUCGCAGUGCACCGCUGGCAAUGCAGCUGGUGCCGAGAGGAC
Messenger RNA from Effrenium voratum, 423 nucleotides. The record is from the annotation of a GenBank genome assembly. NCBI's taxonomy places the organism in Eukaryota, Dinophyceae, Suessiales, Symbiodiniaceae.